Messenger RNA from Pochonia chlamydosporia 170, 804 nucleotides. RefSeq names its product 3-oxoacyl-(acyl carrier protein) reductase. Gene Ontology annotation, molecular function: oxidoreductase activity. The coding region runs from base 1 to 804 and encodes 267 amino acids. The transcript has a single exon. The record is from RefSeq and is a predicted model, not a curated record. Lineage: Eukaryota; Fungi; Ascomycota; Sordariomycetes; Hypocreales; Clavicipitaceae.
AUGGACCAACAACAUGCAAUCUAUCCCAGUCUCCGCGACAAAGUUGUUUUGAUCACUGGCGCCGCCGAGGGCAUUGGUGCAGCAGCCGUGGAACUCUUUUACAGACAAGGCUCCCGCGUCAUAUUUUUGGACAUUGCCGACGAUUCUGCAAAGAAGCUGCUUGACCAGCUUGCCUCCAUGCCGGUCGACAUUGAAAACAUCACCAAACCCACCUUCAUGCAUUGCGACGUCACAGACCUGGACCAGCUUCAAGAAUGCGCUGAAAGGGCACUCAAGCAAUUUGGCCGUGUAGACGUGCUCAUCAACAAUGCGGCGUCUGCAGGACCCAACUCGCGUGUGCCAACAGCGCAAAUUACACGCGAGUCGUUUGAGUACGACAUCAACGUGAAUUUGCGCCACCAAUUCUUCCUGACGCAGCACAUUGCUCCGGCAAUGCAGAAACAGGGCUCGGGCAGCAUCAUCAACAUGGGCUCCAUCACAUGGCGCAUCCCGGCGACCGAGAUCCCCAUCUACACUACCUGCAAGGCGGCUGUCAUGGGCAUGACGAGGACUCACGCAAGGGAGUUUGGUAAGUACGGUAUUCGCGUGAACAGCAUCAUGCCUGGGUCCAUCGCCACACAGCGACAGAUUGACACGGUGCUUACCGACGAGUACAAAGCCGAGAGUCUGGGGGCCCAGUGCUUGAAGAGAGUGUUGGUGCCUGCCGAGGUGGCCAGGCUAAUGCUGUUUUUGGCGUCGGAUGAUUCGAGUGCCAUUACUGGUGGCAGCCAUGUCUGUGAUGGAGGAUGGGUUGGCGAUAGUUGA